AUGUCUUCACUGUUCCACCACCCGUUCGGCAUUUCAUGGAGGAAAGCUCUCGUCUCGCUCCCACGAUUGGUUCCCGACGCUGUCUUACAUUUCACUUCUCCCGAAGGACCCCAGCCGAUAGUAUUCGACGUCCCCUCCCGCGAGGCACACUUGAUCCCAGUAUAUGUCUUCAUCCCGCCCAGAAACAACCAACACCACCACUUGGUCUCGCCCGGCGCGCAUCUAAAGCAAGCUUUGUCAGACUCACAAAAGGACCCCCAUGAGAAGCUUCCUGUCCUGAUAGACUUCCACGGUGGGAGUUUCAUUCUCGGCAGCUGCCAGGAACAAUCGCCGUUCUGCGCACAGAUGUGUCGUGAGCUGAACUGUGUGGUCAUUUCUGUGGAUUACAGACUCGGCCCUUAUGCCACAUACCCCGCUGCGAACCUCGACGCAGAAGACGUGGUACUCGCAGUCAUCGAUCGCGAGAAGCAGAGCUACCGCACUUUGCGGGAAUCCAUCAACCGGCAUCUUGACAAGGAAGCACGUAGGAGAAUUGAGCUGGAUGAGGAUCGCAUCGCCUUCUCCGGCUUUAGCUCCGGUGGGAACCUGGCUUUGAAUCUCGCCUUGAGCGUCAAGAACGAUCCAACCAUCCAUCGCGACUGGUUGAGCCCGGUCCCGUGGAGCCACAAGAGCGAAAUCCCUGUUUUGCUCUUCUACCCGAGUCUCGACUGCCGGCUCCUACCCCACGAGCGUCCGAGACCCGAAGGUCUCGAUCCACCCAGCGGCUUUGUCGAGCGCUGGCGCCUUGAGGCUGAGUUGAUGCCCACCUACCUCCCUGUCGCCAAUCGGCCACAUCCUAGAGCAAGCCCCGGCCUGGCAGACAUCAAGGCACCAUCCUCCGCUGAUGGAAAGCAAACCGAACAAUACGGCCUCCACCCGCAAGCGAAACUCUUCCUCGUCCUCCCCCAAUUCGACUCUCUCAAUGGUCAGAGUCUCGACUGGAUCGAGAAGGUGCGCGCCGAGGGCCGCGGCAGCGACCUGAUCGUCGAGGAUGUCAAGGGCGUCACACACGGCUGGACGCAAUUCCCGGACGGCUUCAUAUCGGACGAGCACAGAAAACUCAAGGUCGAGGUCUUCCGGAAGGCUCGCGUUUUCCUUGGCGUCUGGUGGGAUGUCACGGGUAUGAAGAGUGGGCAUGCAGAUCUGAAGGAGGUGAAGGUAGAGGUGCUGGGCGAUGAUAAGCCAGGAUCCGGGGAUAAGGCGCCUGGGAAAGGUGUCGAUGUCAUGAUUGAGAGGGAGAGAUAUCCGAAGGCCGAGUAG
Molecule: messenger RNA, 1299 nt
Organism: Exophiala aquamarina CBS 119918
Lineage: Eukaryota; Fungi; Ascomycota; Eurotiomycetes; Chaetothyriales; Herpotrichiellaceae
Exons: 1
Coding region: 1-1299 (432 amino acids)
Molecular function (GO): hydrolase activity
Source: RefSeq, a predicted model, not a curated record